Molecule: messenger RNA, 8589 nt
Organism: Xyrichtys novacula (pearly razorfish)
Lineage: Eukaryota; Metazoa; Chordata; Actinopteri; Labriformes; Labridae
Source: the annotation of a GenBank genome assembly
AGGUCCGGCCCUGCUCUGGGUUGUUUUCACUACACUGACUGAGCAGCUCUUCACGCUGAGCAGCUCCGGCGGAGACCAAGGGAGGUGGCAGCCCCCGUCAGGCGGGUAAACAGACUCCUCUCCGCCACUUUCAGCGCCCUUUUCUCGUCUGUGAGUCUGCUGGAGGUGCUAUGAAGAACAAACACCGCCAACAGGUGAAGACAGCGGCUCAGGGCGGACUCGACAUGUCGAGCUUCGAAGUGACUCUCCAGCAACUCAACGAUCUGUUGACGGACGACAGCGGCUUUUACAGCUGGCCGACCAGUCACUUUCACGAGGUUUACCCGCGGAUCUACGUGGGCAAUGCGUGAGUGGAUUUAUUUUCAUUACUCUUAACAUUUCAUUUAGAUAGAGUUAUCUGAAAAUCACGGUCUUCUAUAGUCUCCAUACACACCGUGCACAAUCCAUAGAGCCAACAUAGGGAAGCUGUCAUUCUGCCUAUCUCCAAAGAUUAACAUACAGGCCUGUAGGAUCAUCACUGAAAACAAGUAAACAAUAAAUUUAUCAAUUUAGCUACUUCACCCUCUUUCUCCCAUGUCCUAGAAUAAAACAGAGGGAAUGAAUGCAACAUUAUAGAGAGUUGAUAAGUAAGAAUAUUGCUGGACCAAUACCAUAUACAUUACCACAUAAUUGUGUAUUUUGAGUGUAUCUCAUAGAGGUUAUAUUUACAGAAAUAUUGUUAUCUCCAGUCAACAGAGGCAGAGUAUGUAGGGCUGCAUCCAACUAAAGCUUGUUUAAAUUUUAAAGAGUUGGGAGGAUGUUAUGAAAAGGCAAAAUGGAGCAUAGUGAGAGGAAGACAGAGCUGCUGACAGAGAUGGACUAUCUGGAAAUAGACACAGCUUUAGUUCUUGACCUAUUAUUCUCCUGAAAUUAAAAAAAUCCUCAGUGACCUACUUUGUAGCAGUCUGUGCAAUUGUCAUGUCUGACCCCUCUGUGCAACUGCUAAUAUUAGGUGAGUGGGUUAGAAAUAGACCCACACACAUGCACACACUCAAACAUGCUAAAUCAGGUUUGUUAUGUUAUAACUAUUGUUAUUCAUACAGCUGCACAGCUGACAGAGUCCACAGUUUUGGACCUAGUGCAGAAAAGUCUGUGAAACACCUUCACAACCACAGUUUUCAGGUCUUAUCCUCAACUGAGAACAAUCAAAGUCCCUAAUUACAGCUGAGGUAUUUUGAAGUCUGACAGAGGUUUCUAUGUCUGGAUGUAUUUAUUCAAACGUCAGUCAGAGUCAGGAACUCACCCGCUGCCCCCUCACUUUACCUCACCUCACAGCACCGCCAUGGAAACCGUUUUUUUUUUUCCGACAUGAUUUCAGAAGUUUUGUUUUCUGCCCUCACUUUUAUUUAUGUAUCUUUUUAAUAACUCAAUUACUUUCCCUAAACUGACAGCAGAGAGUUUAUUCAAGAGUUUAUUAAAGGGAUAGUUUGCAUGCUUUGAAGCCCCUGCAGACAGAGUCACCAAAAACCUGAACAAGUGGAGUCUAAAUAACAGCACAAUGACUCACUAAGUGACUAUAUAAUCCACUCUCUUGGUGAGGUCUACUGGGCGCCCCACAAAGACAUUGACCAUCCCUCUUAGCAGGGUCCCAGUCUUUGUAGUUUUACCUCAGUGGGCUGCCUCUAUCUUGGUGUGGAAGGUGAACAUUGUGUUGAAUGUUGAUGGUGAAACUUCAUAAACAGUACAUACAGGGUCCCAGCCACAGCACUAUAGCCACCAAACAUCUUUUUAACUUUGCGUAAUUUCUUUAGCCAAGAGACUAAACACAACUCACCUACUCUCUUCCAACAGCCGCUUGUUUGUAACGAGACCUCAACCAGUCCAUCAUUGACUGAGGUGCAGUGCAACUUGAUUAAUAUGGUGAUUUUUACUCCAAGGAAAUGAUAAAGUAAUGUCAUAAUCAUAAAUGUUCUUCCUUGAGCUGCGUCAUCCCGCUGCAGUCUGCAAUGGAUUGGCACGAGGUCUCACUCCAAACAAGCGGCUGCUGGAAGAGAUUAGGUGAGUUGUGUUAAGUCUCUUUGCUAAAGAAAUUAGGCAAAGCUAAAAAGAUGUUUGGUGGCUAGUACUAUGGCUGGGACCGUAUAUGUACUGUUGAUGAAGUUAGGUGCUGUUCUGGGCAUUAUUUGUGACUAUAGAGUGGCUUUUUGGUUGAGGUUUGCGUGUGGUUCCAUGGACCCCUGUGUAUUGCUAUAGUGCAGUUGUUACUAAAGUUGGUAUAACUAGAGAAGCAAGCGGUUGCCAACAUUCAUCUCUCGAGGGGGUGUCUAACUCAGUGUUACAAUGUGUUUUACCCUAAAUGAAUUUUACACCAGAAUAUCCCUUUAAGUGUAGGGGUGGGAGAGGGUUUUUUGUAGUUCUUGGUAUGAUAGAAGGGGGGGCUCAGCUGCAAAGCUGAGCCCCUCUGUUCACGGAAGUGUCGGUAUGCUGGAUUACCUUGUACAGCAUUAUGCCAAUGUGCUGGUAAAUAUGAAUGGGACACGUGAGUCACUUGGCAAAAAGAUAAGGAAUAAAAGACGAAAAGAGGGAAAAAGACAAAACAACAGACAGACAGACAGACAGACAGACAGACAGACAGACAGACAGACAGACAGACAUGUCCACUCAGGAUGGAUGGAGAUGGGUGGAGAGAUGGAGAGAUAUGAUGACAGACAGACAGCCAUGAAAUGGAUGGAUGGAUGGAUGGAUGGAUGAUGGACGGAUGAUGGAUGGAUGGAACCGGCCUCAAUGGGACACAAUUCAGAUAGAUAGAUAUGAUAGAUUAUAUGAUACAUAGAUUAGAUAGAUAGAUUAGAUACAGUAGAUUAGAAGGUAGAUGGCUGGAUGGAUGGAUGGAUGGAUGCAGCCUCAAUGGGACACAAGCCAGUGUUCUACUUGUGCCGGUCCCAAGCCCGGGGAAAUGCAGAGGGUUGUAAUUCAAAUAGUUUUGUAUGCAUUUAUAGGGUUUUGAAAAAUAAUGCCUGCACCGUGAGCGUCAUCUCCCUUUCUUCCUGCCCCGUCAUUUGCAUCAUCUAUCAAUUUUAUCAAUAACUCACUCCCUGUUUCAGAUUCUUUUGGGCACCCUUUCUAGGAUGUUUAGGAUAACCCAAGGUACACAUGUGAGAAACGUUAUAGUUUUAUGAGAUUCUUUAGAUGACUUUUGAGUCAAUCAACAACACUGUAGGCCAUUUUCAAUUUAGUCAAUGACUCACUUCCUGUUUCAGAUUAUUUUGGCCACCCCUUCUAGGAUGUAUUAGGAUGACCCUAGGGACAUAUGUGCCAAAUAGUAUGCUUCUCUGAGAUUCAAUAGGCUAUUUGAAUCAAUCGGCAACACUUUAGGCGGCCAUUUUGAAUUUCAUCAAUAAUCCACUUCCUGUUUUUGGCCACUAUAUCUAGGAUGUCUCAGGAUGACCCAAGGGUCAUGUGUGCCAAACUUUAUGAUUUUUAGACAUUCUUUAGGUGUUUUUUUGAGUAAACUGUCACCUGUUUAGGCAGCCAUUUUGAAUUUUGUCAAUAACUCACUUCCUGUUUGACAUUUUUUUGGGCACCCCUUCUAGGAUGUUUUGGGAUGACCUAAGGGACAUAUGUGCCACAUUUCAUGCUUUUAUCCACAGUGUAACGAUUUUUCACCUAACAGACCCUACUAUUAUGCUCUACUGUCUUCAUUUCUCUAAAAAUAGGCCUUAUCCUGUGUUUAAUUAGACUCAAAACCAGCAGUGCAGACCACAUACCGCCAAGGGACAUGUUUAAUGAUCUUACAGUGAGUUCAGAAAUAGAUUUGACUCAUAGACGAUCAAAGUUAUCUUUGCAACCAGUGGAGGUUCUCCCUGCUAGCCAUGAGGAGGAAUAGAUUUGCCACAUGCCGUGACGGUAAUACUACCACUACUACAAAUAAUGAUUAUAAAACAAACCACGUAUAUGCAACCUCAUCUCAUCAACUGUGUCUGGUCUUUAUAUACGAUGUAAGUUUAAGGAGUUGACCAUCGUUUGGUCCAUGAAAGAGUGCCACCUAAGGCCAGAUUUAACUCUUGCUCAGUGUCUCUUCUAGGUUACCCAAAAGUGAGGUGUGGCCAGCAUUUUCGAACCAUCAUUUAUCAGCUUCAAAACCGCUUCAGAAAAGUCUCUGAGACUGCAUCUGUGUUUAAUACAAUCUUUGGUUUACUUCUUAUUAGAGCCAGUCUGUUUCCUUCUGUUUAAAGUAAUUAGUCUAAGCUUAACUGGCUGCUGGUUGUAAUGUUAUAUUUACUACAAAAACAUCAGUAUUCCUUUUUAAAUCUGAAGGGAAAGUUCACACGAAUAUUUCCAAAAAUGUCAAACCUAAAUAACAGAAACAAUAAUGUUUCUGUUCUCUAGCAAAGAGUACAGCUUUGCACAGUAGGCUUACCAGCAAAAUGUGUCUUUGAAAUAUUAAAUGACUGAUUUAAAAGCUUUAUAGAAUAUGCUUUGAGAUGUUUUUAUUCAGUAUAGUGAACCAUAACAGUGUUUCACAUUGCCUCCAAAGAGUCAAUGGACAGAGCUCCUAUAAAAUCCUGCUGCUCAGAUAAAGCACCUCUAUCUGUUGUGUUAGAGCAAACAUUUGUACGUGUAAAUUUUAUAGACAGAUCCAGCUGAAGCUGUGCAGAGAGAAGCACCCACCCAAAUGUUCGAGCUGCAGUUUUUGGUUUUGAUGUGUCUGUCCUGGUUCCUCUGCGUAGUCUGAAAGCCUGCUAGACUUUUCUUUUUUUGUGUGUGUAGGCGUGACGUUUCACCGGCUCUAUUUUUAGCACUCCUCAUCUAAAAAGCAGGAGGUGCCAAGUGGAGCAGCAACCCGAGUUUCACAGUGAGAUGGAUCAGAUCUAUUUUUCAUAACAUUUUUAUGCAAGAAAAGAGACACAUGGAGGGGAAAAGAUCCAAAGAAUUCAAAAUGUUUCAACAAGAAAAACAAUUCCCCUUUUGAAUGCCUGUUUCCUUAGAUACACUUCUCUAUGUUUCUUAUAAAUAACAACUUCUUUAUUAAACUGUUAUUUUAAUGCAGCCAACCUCCCAUCAUGAUAUAUUUGUCUACUAACUUAAAAACCUGUAUAAGGUGCCCCCAUUUAUUCACAUUGCAAAAUGAGAUGUUUGUUCAUCUGAAUAACCAGCUGGUGGUGCUCACGUUCUACUCUGCUGUCACUACAGUCGAUUUAUGGUUGAACAAGAUGUCCUAGCUGGAAAAACAUCAGUCGUAGUUCUUGAGCAGUGAAAAAUAAUUUGAAACUUUGAUAAAUUUUUGAUUUAAUGCUCAUCAUGGCCUCUCAUAAAGAUCUUAUCAUUUUUCAUCAUUCUGUCCCUUUAAUGGAGGCUUCAUUCGACAACAACACCCUGUUUGCGUCCAUUGCACAUUUUCACUUUCUUUUAUCAGCCUUUUUUUUUGCUCCCUCUGAUGUUUAGCAGUUUUCUAUUUUGAAUUAGAAUUGAAUGAAGUUUAUUUGAUAGGAAAAUACAAAGACCAUUGCUCAUGCUGUCUUUGAGCUUGACUGUGAAAAUGUGUUUUUUUUUCCCAAUCUGCUGCAGGUUUGCGGCCACAAAUGUGAUGCGUCUAAAACGGCUUGGGAUCACACACAUCCUGAAUGCUGCAGAGGGGAACUCCUUCAUGCACGUCAACACCACUGCUGAGUCAUACACCGGCACAGGGAUCAUCUACCACGGAGUGCCAGCCAGCGACACCGACCACUUCGACAUCAGUGUUUACUUUGAAGAGGCAGCAGACUUCAUAGAAAAGGCCAUGGCUUACAAGAAUGGAAAAGGUCAGAGGAAGAAGUACUGGAGUAAACUCAAACUGAAAUGUUUUGACUUUUGCCAAAUUAUUGUUUUCUGUUUCUAGGAAGUAAAAAUAAUCUAAUGCUAAUGCUAGUCUCCAAAACAUCAGUGUGUACAAAAAACCUUUGACCUUCAUUCUCCAAUACUUUAGGACAAACGUCUUCAGCUUAUUCACGAACCUGUUCUUAAGUUGAUAAAUGCUAUGAUCGCACAGGUUUGAGGGCUUUGCAAGUUUUUCCUAAUACACAGAUUAACAGGGCUGUGAAUAGAUUAAAUUGGAUCAAACAGUAGAAAUGUGUGAUCUAAUUCUAAAUUGUAAAAAGUAGGAGGUCUGUAUAACACAAUGGAAUAUUUCACAGAUCUGUCUUUAAAUACCUGUGUGUUAGGGCCGAAACAUUAUUAUGAGAUUUUUAAGUUGACCUUCAACGAUGAACAUUUGAUAUAUUAGUUUUAAGACUUGAAGAUUUAAGCAAAAGUCCAGUACACUGAAAUCAUGCAUUUAUAUGUUACAAAAACCAUAUGUAGUAAAAUUAAGUAAAACCCAAGUAUCUCUUGUAUUGCUCCAUCAGGUGUGUACUUAAAACUGUGCUCUUUAGUGUUCAUGGUUUAGGUUCCUACUUAAACACAAUUCCCAGGUAAGAAAACAUCAGUGAAUGUAAAAAAUAUUUUGUGAUAUCCAGCAGUCAGAUUCUCAAUUUCAGUCAAGCAUUUACCUCUAAUGUCGUGUAUAAAUACAAAUUCUUUGUGCACUGCAGUCGCUGUGUUUUGGUCCAUUUAGUGUGUUCAAUCGCACCAAAGAAAAACGCACAUUUUACUAGUUUGUCUGUUCUGUGUUACUGUAGAAAGAGGAACAUGUAGAAACAUACAUGCACCGCUGUAGAAAUACACACACUGUACCUUUAAGUUGGUUUCAGGAGGAAAUAUCUUCCCAAGAAUUGCUGAUAGGAGAAUGUUUGAAUUUGGAGACAGUUCCUGAUAAACUCAAAGUACCAUGACGCUAUGCUAUAAAAGAAAAGAAAAGCACGUAUAUAGUGGAGAGAGGAAUUGGGAUACAAAACUCAUUUCUUUCAGCCUUCAGAAAAAUCAAUAUUGAAUACUGGACCUUGCAACAGUUUUAGAAAAACAACAGAUCACAUGACCAUGUUCACUCAAGGUAACAGUCCAACAGAUUUCUAUCAUUGUUGUGGCUGAGACUUCAGAGAACACUGUUUUAACUUUGCUUAAGCCUGAACACAUGCUUUUAUUUUUCUCCCUCUGUAGGUAAAGUGUAUGUUCAUUGUCGGGAAGGCUACAGCCGCUCCCCUACUUUAGUCAUAGCCUACCUGAUGCUACGCCAAAACAUGGAUGUUCACACCGCGCUGGCCAUGGUGCGUCAGAAAAGAGAAAUAGGACCAAACGACGGCUUCCUGCGGCAGCUCUGUCAGCUGAACCAGAGGCUGGUUGCUGAGGGAAAGUUGUGGAACAAAUGAGACUGACCAAGACACAGAUAGAUAGACCGUCUUUUAGGGAGAACAAAAGUGUGUGUUUAUCACUUUCACCAGUUCUACAGCUUUAAGGGGCCACAGAGCUGUGAGGAGAGGAGAGGAGAGGAGCAGAAAAUGAAUCCUGUUUCCUCUGACCCAAAGGCUGACAGCAUUGAGUGUAUUUAGAGAAUAAUGAUUUCAUCUCAUACACAAACUUGUGACAUUUUAAGUGUGCUUAAACACUGGUGACACUGGUGAUGUGCUGCUCAUACAAAGUUAUGUGUUAAUCCAGGUACAUGUUAGUCACAUGUGUCUACAUACACUCACUUCUAUUUAGAGGCAUCUUUUCAUGUCUUGUAUAGUUUGAUGUUUUUCCUGCUGCUCACUAUUCUAGAGAACAAUAUCAAAGGGAUGUUAAAAUGUAUUUAGAGGAUCUCAUAGUGGGAAUAAGUGAAAAAAAGUUUAGCUGACUGCUUUUCUUAUCCGGCCUUCUCUGCAUUGUAGACAUCUCCUCGUUUUGGCGCUGUGCACUGUCUUGGCCUCCCUCCUGCUAACACUGCCAAAUCUCUCAGUCUCAGCCAGAUAUCUAGUGGACACUGUGAUUUUUCAUACUAAAUCAGAUUUUCAGGAUAACAGAAGAUAACACGAGGAUAUUUUCUUGUGGAAUAGGCCUGCUGUAUUUUAGAAAACUGCCAGAUCUUUUAUCUGUACUGCACUUGUGUCUGAAGGCCUGCCUCAGUAGAAAUUAUAUAAUAGUUCUGGAGCUUUGUGUGAAUUCAUAACACUAUUUCACACAACAGAAAAAGCACUGUCUUUUAGCACUAAGGUGAAGUUGGUCUUAUGUUGACAAUUUAGGCAAGAAAUAUUGGAAGUCUAUAAUUGUAAUCCAAGCACUGCCAGACUGAGUGAUAAGCUCGACAGCACCUCUGUUGGAUAACUUGUAAGUUAAUCCUUUUGCACUUGAGAGUGUUUAUAUUUGAGUGUUUGUCAGAGUAAAUGAAUUUCUGUGUUGUACUGCAGCAUGCCUCCUUACGUAUGAGUGUUUUUUUGUUGUAGCACUUCGGUGUCACGUUGUUGAAUAUUGAAUCACAGUGUGCAUUAUUGUAGCACUGCAUAUUGUUUAUCACUACGUGCAUUAUCUGGCCUGUAACUUGUGAAUCAUCUUGUGCAUUACUGAAUAGGAUGUGCUGUGAUUUGUCACGUCAGUAGGCUUCCAUUGAGUCUCACAGGUCAUGAGACCGCUUCUUUAAAGUGCACUUUUAUCUAAUGACACUUGAGAUUGUUGUUGCUCUCUUUUCAUACGUUCAGUAAUAAAUGAAAAAUUUAAACUCAA